Molecule: messenger RNA, 1800 nt
Organism: Coffea eugenioides
Lineage: Eukaryota; Viridiplantae; Streptophyta; Magnoliopsida; Gentianales; Rubiaceae
Product: protein TRAUCO-like
Exons: 3
Coding region: 48-1553 (501 amino acids)
Cellular component (GO): Set1C/COMPASS complex
Molecular function (GO): protein binding; transcription cis-regulatory region binding
Source: RefSeq, a predicted model, not a curated record
CACUCCACUUUCCUCGUUGCCUCUUGUUUUCUCGUAUCUUCUGAAAUAUGGAUACUCUUAUGGCUAAUUACAAAGACGAUGAGGACGAUCGUGACACUGGCGACCAACCCCAUCCACCCUCCUCCACCGCCACCACCACUAAAACCACCAUCACUGGCGGUGGCGCCACUGAAGCCCCUUCUGAUGCGCUGCCAAAAACUGAGCCCCAGCCCGAGGUGGAACAAGAAGUCGAGGCCGAACCCGAAAUUGGAAGCGGCGGCAUCAGAGAAGAGCAACCGACGGCAAUGGUAUUGGAAGACCUCUCCUCCGACGAAAUCUCCGACGACAACGAAAACCCUAAAGCAGAAGAAGGGAAUGGGUCAAGGAAUUCUCCUAAUUUCACCAAAGUCUCGGAGGACACUGAAGACGAAGAAGACUACGAAGAUGAGCCCCCGCCAAAGAAGCAGAAGCAGCUCUCUUCGUUAACCUGUCCAUCGCCGGAAGACCCUGAAAAGCUGAAUCUUGGUGGAAUUACCACUCCUGCAGCUGCCGCUGCAGAAACGCCGCCAGCUGCUAUGGCGAAAUCUGGCUCGAAAAGCAGCAAGAAAUCCAAGAAAAAGAACAAUAAUGUAUGGACAAGGCCUACUUCGAGAAAAGGGAAAAAGAAGGGGAAAAACAAUGGUAAUCAGAACGGAAACAAUACUACAAAUAUUGCUGAAUCAGAGGAUAAGGUAUUAAUAACCCCAAUCCCCAGGUUUCCGGACAAAAAUGAUGAUAGCCCGGAUGCGACAAUAUGUCUUUCUAAGGUUUAUAAAGCUGAGAAGGUGGAAUUGAGCGAGGAUAGAUUGAGUGCUGGGAGCACUAAAGGGUAUAGAAUGGUGAGGGCGACCAGAGGGGUGGUUGAAGGGGCAUGGUAUUAUGAAAUUAAGGUAGUACAUUUAGGCGAUACCGGUCACACAAGGCUGGGGUGGUCAACGGAUAAAGGGGAUUUGCAGGCGCCAGUUGGAUAUGAUGGGAACAGUUUUGGUUAUAGGGAUAUUGAUGGGAGCAAAGUGCACAAGGCUGUGAGGGAAAAGUAUGGGGAGGACGGGUAUAAAGAAGGUGAUGUUAUUGGUUUCUAUAUCAAUUUGCCUGAAGGGAAUUUGUAUACCCCCAAGCCACCUAGAUGGAUAUGGUACAAAGGUCAGAAGUAUGUCUCUGCUCCCGAUGCAAAAGAUGAUCCUCCCAAAGUGGUGCCUGGAAGUGAGAUAUCUUUCUUCAAGAAUGGAGUAUGCCAAGGCACCGCAUUCAAGGAUCUUUAUGGUGGUCGUUAUUUCCCAGCUGCCUCGAUGUAUACGCUGCCAAACCAACCUAAUUGCACUGUCAAGUUCAACUUUGGACCCGAUUUUGAAUCUUUUCCAGAGGACUUUGGUGGACGGAUGUUGCCAAGACCUAUGGUUGAAGUUCCAUAUCAUGGCCUUGAUGUCAGAGUUGAGAAUGGUAGUGCUUGGUAUCCCACCAGAAUGUGUCCCAUGCUUAAUGUGGUAAAAGAGCAAGGUACUAAAAUUGUGGAAGCUGCUGAAAUGGUCAGUUAAGCUUGACGAAUGCAUUCAGGUGAGACAUGUUCUGUAUUUGUAAUGAGAACUUGUAAAAAGCUAUGUGGCUUGUUGUUCUAUGCAGUCUGACUGUAGAGUUAUGAGUCCAUCUGGUGUACAGUCACUCUCUAGCGGAUAUUGCCAAAUAUUUGAAAUGAUUGCCAGUCUACUGUCCUUAACCAUCGUUGACUGUGUAAAUACUGGUUCAGAAUUAAGCUUUAGAGCUUAUACUUUAUUGGUUCUGGCA